This is a messenger RNA of Saxophila tyrrhenica, 483 nucleotides long. RefSeq lists its product as uncharacterized. The transcript is spliced from 3 exons. Bases 1 to 483 code for a protein of 160 amino acids. The record is from RefSeq and is a predicted model, not a curated record. Lineage: Eukaryota; Fungi; Ascomycota; Dothideomycetes; Mycosphaerellales; Extremaceae.
AUGGCUCUCCCAAAUGGACCGCCGAUAUAUCCAGAUCUCAAAGGCAAGAUUGUCCUGAUCACAGGUAUUGGGCAACAGGGGGACCCGGAGAUGUGGGGCAACGGAGCAGCAACAGCUCGAGUCUUCGGCCAAAACGGUUGCAAGAUCUUCGGUUGUGACUUGAGCAUCAAAAGUGCCCAGCACACUCAGCAGAAGCUCCAGUCCGAAGGGACCGAGAUGGAGGUCAUGACAGCAGAUGUGACUAAGACGGAUCAGUGCAAGCAAUUGGUCGACGCUUGUAUGAAGAGAUACGGACGUAUUGAUAUUUUAGUCAACAAUGUAGGCAUGUCGCAAGCCGGCGGCCCGGCUGAUAUGCCGGAGGAGGUCUGGGACGCUCAGAUGGAUGUGAAUUUGAAGAGCGUAAGUGGUUCCGCGAAGAGGACCUCUCAGAGACCUUUGCUUGGCGAUCGAAAGCAACUCGAGACGUAUGCUAAGGUUCGCUGA